AUUGGCCGAGCUGCGCAGCUUUGAGCACGUGUGUGCACAAGUUGUGCUCUCGGAUUGGAGCGAGGGCUUGCUUAUCCAGCAUGCCUUUCGGGUCACCUGCCGCCCCGGGCCUCGGCAUUCGGUUCCCGGGGCUCGCACGUUCCAUUCCCAGGCGGGUCCCGGGGCUUCAGGCUCCUCACUGCGUCCUCGGGUCGGUGCGCUGACGCCGGGACGCAGGCGACCAUGGCGGAGUUCUCACAGAAGCAGAGGAAGCAGCAUGGCAGCGAAGGCCUGGGCAGUGUAGUGGACUUCCUUCUGGCUAAUGCUCGGCUGGUGCUAGGGGUGGGCGGGGCUGCAGUGCUGGGCAUUGCCACCCUGGCUGUAAAGCGGCUCAUCGACAGGGCCACUAGCCCUCGGGAUGAGGAUGACACCAAGGGGGACAGCUGGAAGGAACUGAGCCUGCUGAGAGCCACAUCACACCAACAGCCCCAACCCCCCCCUGCUGCCCUCAGCCAGCCCAUAUCUCUUGUGUCCCCCUCACCCUCUGCCCCAGUGGAGCCCACACCUGCUCAUUCUCAGACGACACAGACACCUCAGCUCAGCUCCCUAGCACCCUUGUGCCUGACGUUCCAGGAGAAGCUGCUGGCAUUUGAGCGCAGUCAUGUGAUUAUCCCAGAAGCCCAUGUGGCUUUGGUGAAACAGCUGGCUGGAGACAUUGCCUUGGAGCUGCAGGCCUACUUGAGGAGCAAAUUCCCGGAACUGCCCUUUGGUGCCCUUGUGCCAGGUGGGCCUCUCUAUGAUGGGCUGCAGGCAGGAGUUGCUGAACGUGUGCGCCUGCUAGUGCCCCUGGAGUUAGAGCCAGAUCUGUGGAGCUUGAUACCUGGCAUGGACACUGUGGCCAGGGAACCUCGAUGCUGGGCUGUGCGCAGGACCCAGCUUGAGUUCCAUCCCCGUGGGCGAAGCCCAUGGGACCGCUUCCUAGUCGGGGGUUAUCUCUCCUCCCGUGUCUUGUUGGAGCUGCUAAGGAAGGCCCUGGCAGCCUCCGUCAACUGGCCAGCCAUUGGUAGCCUACUUGGAUGUCUGAUCCGGCCCAAUGUGGCUUCGGAGGAGCUGCUGCUGGAAGUGCAACAUGAGCGUCUGGAGUUCACGUUAGCCGUGCUCAUGGUGGUCCCUGGGGCCAGCACUGAUGACCGCCUUCUGCUAGCAUGGCCCCUGGAGGGGCUGGCUGCCAAUCUCUGGCUACAGGAUCUAUAUCCAGUAGAGGCUGCCUGUUUGCGGGCCCUGGAUGACAAGGAUGCUGGUACUCGCCGCAGGUUGCUGCUGCUGCUGUGUGGUGUAUGUCAUGGCCAUCCAGCUCUGGUGCGGUUGGGCUGGAGCCACCUGACCCAGGUGGUUCUGCAUCUGGGUGAAGAGGAAGUGGCCUGGACUGAGGAGGCCUUGGGGGAUCGAUUUCUGCAAGCCCUGGAGUUUCUGGUGGGCAGCUUGGAGCAGGCUAGCCUGCCCUGUCACUUCAACCCCAGUGUGAACCUCUUAGGCAGUUUUCGGGAAGAAGAGAUUGAUGACAUUGGCUAUGUACUGUACAGUGGUCUCCAGGUCCCUGAGAACCUGUUGUAGGUGGAUGAGGACUGUGAUUGGCUUGUUUUCUGAUGCUGGAGAGCAGCAAUCACCUCCCUCCCAGGACACUGUAUGUGGUUUGCUUUUAUUUUAGCCAGAGUGGAGGGGAGGAUACAUUACCUAAGUCCAUGGGUGGGCAUAUGCCUGGGUGAUGGUAACCAGGAUUCCCAAAUCCAGAGUCUGGGUUGCUGUCACCUAAUGUGGCUAGCCUGUUUUUGGCUUUCAGUGCCAGGUACACUGAUGCCCCCUGGCCCUCUGGGGUUAACUUAGGAUCUUGGGCUCAGUCUAUCAUCACCAGCAAUGAACUCACCAAGAAUGAGACAUGGCUUUUGAUUCCCUAGGCUUCACCUACUUAAAGACUGGUUCCAACAUUUUGCCAAGAAGGAAAUGUAAUGCUCUUGGUUGGGUGAUGGCCUCAGGUAUCCUGGAGGCACCCACAGCUGGUCAUUGAGUCUUGUGUUGGUGCUCCCUGGGGCUGGGUUCUCCUGGUGCCUCAGAGGGUGACUUCUCAGUUGUUGAAGGAUGGUGUUUCCCUGGUGGUCAUACAUUUGUUUUUCUGGUUGAGUCCUCAGGCCUUGCUGCCUGCCUGCCUUAUACCCCAGAGAAGGAAGGCCUUGUUUCCAGCUGCUUGGUGGGUUUUCUCUGUAGGUCACAAAUUACCUCUGGGAGAGCCCCUUCCUCAUUGAGGAGCUGAGCUCUGUGCUGUCUAUGCAAGGCUAUCCCAUAUUGCUGCUGCUGGACCUCACUGCAGGAUAGAGGAUAUGCCGCUCCCAGAGGCCUGUGUGCAGUCCUGGCCUCUACAGCGUGCCAAAAUAUUCAUGGUAAAUGUCUAUCUCCUUAGCUGGCAUCCUGGUUAAGGUGGCAUGACUGGAGGAUGGAAAUUACCUCCCUUGCCAGGGGGCCUUUCUAUUUUAGGUACCCUCCCACACACACACAGUGAAACAGCUAUUCCUU
Molecule: messenger RNA, 2547 nt
Organism: Phodopus roborovskii (desert hamster)
Lineage: Eukaryota; Metazoa; Chordata; Mammalia; Rodentia; Cricetidae
Gene: Mief2
Product: mitochondrial elongation factor 2
Exons: 4
Coding region: 223-1593 (456 amino acids)
Biological process (GO): mitochondrion organization; positive regulation of mitochondrial fission
Cellular component (GO): mitochondrial outer membrane
Source: RefSeq, a predicted model, not a curated record